AUGGCAGCAGAGGACAUUCCCCUGCGUGACGUGGAUGGAUGGAAGCUUCUCAAGUCUAUGCCAUGGUCCAGAAGGAAGCGAAGGUCGCUGCAUCGAUCCAACGAUUGGAAUAUGCAUCUUUUCUCUGGACCUUCGAGGCCAACGAGUACGACAUCUACUACUUCCAGGUUGUCUGUCACUGAGGCCUCGGGUGUCAAUAUUGAGGUCGAUAUCCUGGAUUCGGCUUUGAUGGAUGUAACCAGGAUGGACGGCGUCUUUAAGGCCCACCGAGAAGAUCUUAUUUGGUCGAGGAUGAUGAAAAAAAGGGCCAAGGAGGAGCCGCUUGUGAUCAGGAUGUUGGUCUUGGCAACGGUGGCUAUGGAAGGACGACGCCAGCAUCGCAGCGAUCGGCUGGGUUUUGCUUUGGAGCAUCCGGACAAGGUCGUAGCCCAGGGAAAUGUUUGGUCAAGCUCUUUGUGGAAAGGCUUCUCGGAGGUGUAUGGAAUGGAGGUGGUUCAGUCAGGACGCGGCUCUACGGGAACAAAUAUGUACCUGGAGGCCUUGAACUCACUAACCUCAACUACCACGACCUCUGGAGUUUGGGCCAGUGAGUAUGCGCAGGCGAUCGGUGAGGCCGUUAACGCCUGGACGGGUUUUUCAGUGCAUGAGUCGGUGCUUUGCUCUGUAGCUGCAGGUCCACCCCCAAUAUCAUGUAAGAUGACUGCGAAGGAGUGGCAACUGCACGUCAGCCGAGACCAUCGCCGCGUGACUCAUAAAUCUGCUUACGUUCUCUCUGCAGAUGUAGCUGGACCGUUCCGGGUCAAGGGGGUGAAUACCGAGACCAAUCAGCAUCGCUUUAUGCUGGUAUGCACUUAUCAGUUCCCUAAGCUUCCUGGAACCCCAGAUGCUCAGCAUGAGUCGGUUGAUGAUGAUACUGGUGCGGGCGCGGGUCUCGAGGAGUUGCUCUUCGAGGAGGAGGGCGGUGAUGAUAAGCAUGAGAUCAUUGAGGAGAGUGGCGCCGACAAGCAUAUGAUCAUUGAGAAGGAUGGCGGUCCGAAGGUGAUGCGCCAGCGCAAAACGGACUCAAGUGGAAGGGACAUCAAAGAAGUGAAGACGUGGUGGCCGAUGGCCGCUGAGACGGCAGCUGUGCGUCAGAGAUCUUUGGUGUUCGGGCUCGAGUCAAAUCCCCCGGCAGGCUUUGGAACCAAGGUUUUCGUGAAAAGGAAGAGAUAUGGUGCUGAGGCUCGUGAUCUUGAUCCUAAGUGGAGCAGCGCGGUCUACUUGGGGCCAGCGAGGGAUGUUCCUGCGGGUCAUGUUGUUCUGACGAACGACAAUCAUCUGUGGAACACCUGCAAUGUCCGACAGCUACCGGAUGUUCCCAUGGAGCCGGAUCCCUCAGCCUUGGCAGCUAGAAGGAGAAUCUCCGGAAAAAGGCCGCCGGUCGCGCCUAUACCUUUGAAGGCUUUGAGGAUUUCUUCUUUGUCAAAGGGGAAGCAAGAGGAACGCCACGAUCUCUUUGUUAAGUCCCUCCCGGUGUCUGAGAUUAAGUCGGUUGCGAAGGUUGAAUAUCUUCCCAAGGGCGAUUUGAUGAAGCCUUUGGCCCAGGUGUCCCAUGAGAGGCAGUGGAUUGCCUUGGAGGACUGCUUUGCAAUUCUUGAGGAUACCCCUUUCAAGAGGCCAACUAAGACUAGGAACACAGAGGCUUGGGAAGAUCCUGGGCCAGAUAUUUAUGCAACCUUUGGGGCCUACCAGCAUGGCAACUUCACUGGUGUGACCAAUGCCACGCGGGACUAUCCGGAGCUGGUGCAGUACCUGACGGCGUUCAUCAGGAGACACUCAGGAGAGAGCGAUCCUUUCCCAAGCGUGGUUGUGGCCAGAAAUUUGGAAACUGGGCUGCACCGUGAUCGCUACAACGUGAAUGGCAUGAGGAACAUAGUUGACGACUCUGUUGUGCCUACUGAGAAUCAGGUGGUGAAGUUGAAUCCGAGGCGACUCCAUAAGAGCCUCCCAUGGAAGGGCACGAAGUGGACCAUCAUUGCCUAUGUGAAUCGUGGAUUUGCUCGUCUACCAGAAGCAAAGGUGCAAGGGCUACGGGAUUGCGGCUUCCUUGUUCCUCGGUGUGAAGAAAUUACGUUGAGCCAGCUACGUCUUCAAGAGGAGCAUGUGGAGUUUGAUUAUUGCGAGACCUCUGAUGAGGAGGAGCAUUUUGUGCAAAGCGUGGCUGCAGAAUCGAGUCUUGUUAACUUGAGGAAGCUCCUUGACGAAAAGGAGAAGAUAGAGUUCAUUGGUCCUGGCAUCCCAGACCAGGAGCGUGAGUAUCAAGGCGAUGCAUCUCUGAAGCAUUGGAAGCAGCUGAGGCCAAUCGAUGUGACGAUGCAGGUGAUCUGGACAGCCUUAAAUGGUUCAAGUUGUGUCGGCUUGUUGAAAGUGGAGAACAACAUGGUCCGGGAGAAUGUUAUGGCUUGGAAAAAGGCGAUCUUGAAGGAAGUUCAGGCGUUGAUCAAUUGUGGGGCCUUGGUUAAGCUGGAUGCGGCCGAAGAAGACCGUCUUCAGCGCGAGGGCAAGCUAGUGAUCUUACCGGCCAAAGGCGUAUUUACUGUCAAGCCCCCCGACCUUCAAGCAGCUGCGGAGGCAAUCCAAUCAAAGCCGCAGGACCAACUAGAGUUCCCAGAUGGCGUCCAGUCAAAGCCUCAGGACCAGCUAGAGUUCCCAGACGGUGUCCAGUCAAAGCCUCAGGACCAGCUAGAGUUCCCAGACGGUGUCCAGUCAGCAAAGAGUUCUCAUGUGUCGGGUUCGAUUCCAGUUGAUGCCCUAUACAAGCGUAAAGCAAGACUGGUCAUUUGUGGCAAUUUCGAGAAGAAUAUCAGUGAGGAGUUGUAUGCCGGAGGUUGCCAAACGGUCGUUGUUCUAAAAGAGGGCAGCGAGGAGCCAGAUUUUGUGGCCGCCUACAUUGUGGUCUAUGUUGACGACAUCUUGUAUUUCGGGGAGCCAAGCACGAUUUCAGAUGUUCAUGCGUGGUUGAGUGCUGAGUGGACCUCCAGUCCUUUGACAUGGGCAUCAGAUGUGGAUGGUAUCAGGCGAAGGUCUAUUGGCUGGUCAUUGAUCACCUACAAUGGUAAUGCGGUGGCUUGGCGCUCCGGGCGCCAGAGCCUGAUAGCACUGAGUACGGCAGAGAGUGAAUUGAUAGAAGCGGUUGCAGCGGUUCAGCUUCAGGCAGGAAUUUCGUCACUGACGUCAGAGAUCAAUGCUUCAGAGAUUCAUCUUCUUCUACUUGUUGACAACAGCGCAGCUGUUGGCUUGUGCACCGAUGCACCAGGCACAUGGCGCACGAGACACUUGCGCGUCCGUGCGGGACUGGUUUUUCAAAAAAAGAAGGAUGGCUGGGACUGGCACGGAGACUUAGAUGGGGAGGAGGAGUGCUGCUGA
Molecule: messenger RNA, 3405 nt
Organism: Symbiodinium sp. CCMP2592
Lineage: Eukaryota; Dinophyceae; Suessiales; Symbiodiniaceae
Source: the annotation of a GenBank genome assembly